Adineta steineri is the source of this 1677-nucleotide messenger RNA. The record is from the annotation of a GenBank genome assembly. NCBI's taxonomy places the organism in Eukaryota, Metazoa, Rotifera, Eurotatoria, Adinetida, Adinetidae.
AUGAACAUGAAAUUUGAAUUAUUACCAAAUGAAAUAUUCAUUGAAUGUUUUCAAUAUUUGAAUGCACCAGAUAUAUUCUAUUCAUUUGAUCGGUUAAAUUAUCAUUUUUAUACACUUAUUCGAACUAUUCCAAUAUGGUUGAAUUUUGAAAAAUUCAAAAAAUCCAAAUUUAAUCAAUUUUGUCAAAUAAUAUUAUCAAAUCCAGAAUUAAAACAUAAAAUAAUUUCAUUAAAAUUAUCAAAUGAAGGUACACGUGGUCAAAUUGAAGAAUUUCUUUCUUUAUUUCCGUUAAAUGAAUUUAUUAAUCUUCGAUCAUUAUCACUAAUUGGUUUAAAAGAGGAAAAUGUUGAACAAUUGAAACCGAUGUUAGCAUUAUUAUCUAAUUUGUACUAUUUUUCUUAUACUGAUUUGGAAUAUUGUACUUUAGAAAUACUAUCUGAAUUAUUAAAAUCGGAAUUACGAAUUUUAUCAGUACAGGAAUGUGAAGGUAGCACAUCUAUUUUGAAAGAAAUGUCAAUUACAUCAUUAACACUUUUUGAUUGUACUUGGAAUGAAUUACUUGAAGUGCUCCAAUAUGCAUUGUCAUUGAAAUAUUUAAAAAUUGACCAAUUGUGUAGGUAUACGCAUGUAAAUAAUCCAUUAAAGUUUUAUACUGGAAAGGCUGUUCAUUUAAAACAAUUGAUUAUCGAUGAUACUAAUGCUGACUUUGAAAUGAUUGAGCAAUGCUUAAAGCGUACACCUAAUUUGACAAUUUUCACAAUAAAAGCCGGUAAUUGUGUGAGCAUGAUCAAUGCUGAUCGUUGGCAACAUUUGAUUGAAUCUUCAUUAUUACACUUACGUGUUUUCAAUUUCUAUUUUAGUCAUUCUUACUCUACAGAUUCUUAUAAUGACAUACUGAACAAAUAUCAACAAUUUCAAAGUAACUUUUGGUCUAAACAGCAUCAAUGGCAUACAAAUUAUGAAAUUCAUAAUGGUUUAGCAUCAAUCUAUACUAUACCAUAUGUGUGGAAUCAAUAUACAUUAGUAACUUCCAACAGUAAUUCUGGUAACUUAAAUGGAUUUGAUAACGUUACUGAGUUAACUUUGUCACAAAUGGCAAUUAAAGAUAAUUCAUCAUAUUAUUUUAAUAAUGUUAAAUCAUUAAAAUUAAUAAAUGAAUACCAGUCUGGUAAAAAUCCGGAUGAGCACAAGUUACAGAAAGAACAAAUAAAAUUUUUAAAUAAAAUUGUUAAUUUAUCAACUAUUAAACAUUUAAAAAUUCCAGCAUCAGAUGACGUGCUAUCAUCAUCAUCAUCAUUAUUAUUAGAAAUAUUAAAACAAUUACCAUAUGUAUCAUCAUUACAAAUUGAUAAACGUGAUUUAAUAUUAUAUGUUAAGGAUCAUGAAUUAUGUAAAUAUUUAAAUACAAAGAUUACUACACUAUAUUUAUAUAAUUAUAAGUACUAUGGUGAGUAUAUUAAAUCUGACGAAGUAGAUUUACUUCUUGAGUCAUUUUCAAAUCUCGAACAACUUCGUUGUAAUAUCGGAUCCUCUGUUAGUUUAUCAUUAAUAGUAAACAAAUUUUCAAAAUUAUCAAUAAUAAACAGUACAUAUAUAACCAAAGAGGUGCAUUCAUGGAUUCAAGAAAAUGCAUCGAAAUUAAAUGUAUACAUUGAUUUUUAUUCAAUUGAUGACUAA